Messenger RNA from Oryza brachyantha (malo sina), 4497 nucleotides. Its product is annotated as protein unc-13 homolog. Lineage: Eukaryota; Viridiplantae; Streptophyta; Magnoliopsida; Poales; Poaceae. The record is from RefSeq and is a predicted model, not a curated record. The transcript is spliced from 29 exons. Bases 179 to 3583 code for a protein of 1134 amino acids.
CGGCCGUGUUCAACACCCCGCAGAAUCUCCGUAAUUUUCCCGACCCCUUUCUGCCCCAUCGCACUGCUCUCCCUGUGCGCUCCGCACUCGCAGGCCGCAGCUUUCCCUCUCCGCCUCCGCGAGCUCGCGAAACCCUCGGAGCCCUCGGGGAGCCGCGCCGCGCGAGCACCGAGCAGCCAUGGACUCGGCGUCGCUCCUGGAAGUGUACCGCCGCGAUCGGCGCGCCCUCCUCGGCUUCGUCCUCUCCUCCGCCGGCGGCCGCGCCGUCGACCUCUCCCGCGUAGACCUCGACGCCGUCAGCGCCGACUACGCCCUCGACUGCGUCGCCUCCGGCGCGCAAUUUGACGCCUCAGAGGCCACCAGGAGGUAUUUUGACGAGAGGAGGUACCCGAUCAUGAUGGCCUCUCCAUCAGUGAACUCAUAUUUUCUUCUUUCAAGGCCAGAACUCUCUGGUUCCCCUCCAAACAAAGCAGCACCUGGUAUUACACCUCAAGCUCCUGCUGCAGAGAAUCCAAGUCCAAUUAGACAGCCCCACAAAUUUUCUAGAGCAGCUAUCAACAUUUUGGGAACAGAGAAUGGUACUAAGGAUGCUAGUCUGGCAGAUAUGCCCGAGCAAGUAAAUAAAAUGGAUGUUUUUUCCCUAGGCAUACCUAAAUUAAGAACAGAAUUGUCGGAUGACGAUAUAAGAGAAACAGCUUAUGAGGUCCUUCUCGCCUCGCUAUUUUUCAGUGGAAAAAUACCGUUCUCUGAAGAGAAGAAAGAAAAGAAGUCUAAAUUCUUGAAGGGUCUAAGGUCUAAAACGGAAGGAUCGAGUCCAUCUCCUCAACCGGAAAAUUAUGAUGCCCACCUUCUUGAUUUGAUCCGAGUACAGAUGGAGAUAUCUGGAUCUAUGGAUGCAUUGACAAGGCGAGCUUUAAGACUUAUCAGUUUGAAGAUGUUGCAAGGACACCUUGACGUGCCAUGCAUAUCAUUACAGCUCUUAAGUUCUGUUGGGAAAUCAGAUUUCGCAACAGAAAGACUGCGAGUGCAGUGGCAGAGAAGACAGGCAAAUGUUCUUGAAGAAUUACUUCUCUACCCAGGGUCUCAUGAGUAUGGUAUGAGUGAGACAUUGCGGAUAAUUCUCUCUAAGAUAAAAGAUACAGAGGAUUGGGUAGUUAGUGUUCCUAAUGGGCGCGUCGAGGUCUUAACUAUCAUUGAAAGAUACAACACAAAAUUAUGCGAAGCACCAAAGAAAUUCAACCUUAAAGGCGAGACCUAUCAUUGGAUCCAGAGUUAUCAUCUUAAUUUUAGACUAUACGAGAAAUUACUUUCGAUCGUGUUUGAUGUUCUUGAAGAUGGACAGCUUGUGGAGGAGGCUGAUGAAAUACUGGAAGCAAUAAAGCUGACCUGGCCUAUCUUGGGUAUCACCCAGAAAUUACAUGACACUUUCUAUGCUUGGGUGCUUUUCAAGAAGUUUGCUCAAACUGGGGAAAUUUUUCUACUUAGGCACACAUGCCUUCAAACACAGAAACUUCGAUUAAAUAAUGAUGCUAAAGAAAUAGAAUUGUAUACAAACAGUUUUGUUUGUUCAGUGGAAGCCUGUGGCAGAGACAUGGCUCUAAGUUUGGUUGACAGUGCUAUUCUCAAAAUAAAUGAGUGGUGCCACAGACAAUUGGAGAAUUAUCAUGCAUACUUUAAUAAGGUUAAUAACUCAAUCUUUGAGGGCGUGCUAAACUUGGUAGUAAUUUCAGCAACAGGCCAAACCGAUGAUGAUGAAAAAGCUAUGCUCAUUGGGACCCCAUUCGAUGCUACACCAGAAUUCACAUUGAUUCACAUUCUAGUUGUUAGAUCCAUUCAAGCUGCAUAUAAGAAUGCCUUAAUUUCAUCAGAUUGCGAAUCAAAGGCAGAAUUUAAGCAUCCAUUAAUAAUCCUUGCAAAUAAAUUAAAGCUAGUGGCAGAGAAAGAAUGUAAUGUGUUCAGUCCAACACUUUGUAAACGAUACCCUGAAGCUGGAAGAGUAGCUCUAGUUCUCUUGCACCUACUGUACGGGCAGCAGCUGGAGCUGUUUUUGGAAAGAAUCGAUAGCUCAGAAAAUUUGAAAGAGAUACUGGCAGCAACAAAUAAUUUUGAGCUCUAUGUAGCUGAUAAGCUUUUCUCGAUGAAUGAGGGAGCUGUUGGUUCUUGGCUGUCCAAAUAUUUAAAGCCAUACAUGAUAGUUCAAUUUUCUUCACCUCUCAUUCUUCAAUGGCUGCAUGCUCAACAUGAGAAUGUCUUGGAGUGGACAAAACGUACCAUUGAAAUGGAGGAUUGGGAACCUCUAUCAGCUCACGAAAAACAUUCAACAUCUGUGGUUGAAGUGUUCCGGAUUGUGGAGGAGACCAUCGACCAGUUCUUUAACUCAAGUCUACCUUUGGAUACUGUCCACUUGCGAAGUCUACUUAUUGGAAUUACCAGUAGUCUUCAAGUCUACUUGCAUCACAUGGAAAAUCAACAAGUUCCUAGCGCUACCUUGCUUCCUAGUGCUCCAGUUUUGACCCGUUAUACCGAAUCAAUGAAUCCAUUUGCGAAAAGGAAAGUUAUUGUGCCUACAGUCCCUGAAGAGAAGGUGGCUAAUAAAUUGGACAAUUUAACAGUCCCUAAACUAUGUGUGAAACUCAACACCCUUCAAUACAUCAGGGAUCAGCUUGAUAACAUAGAAGAAGGUAUCAAAGAAUCCUGGAUCUCAGUUCAGUCAGCUGUGGGAUUAUUAGCCUGUUUGUCUUGCAUCGCUAGUGGACAAGCUAUCCCAAAAAACUUAUCAUCUGAAGAAUCGAUUGAUGAGUUGUUUACAAUAUUUGAUGAUGUGCGAAGGGCUGCAGUGAGUACAACGGACACAAUCUUGACCUUCAUUGGAACAAGGGCUGUACUCUGGGAUAUGCGGGAUUCAUUUCUUUUCUCCUUGUAUCGUGGUAGUGUCGAAAGUGCUCGUAUGGAGAUAUUUAUCCCUACUAUUGAUCAUGUUCUUGACCAGGUAUGUGAUCUGAUUGUUGAUGCCCUACGUGACCAAGUUGUGCUGAGAGUAUUUCAAGCAUGCAUGGAAGGGUUUAUUUGGAUCCUACUGGAUGGAGGUCCAUCCCGUUCAUUCUUAGAGACAGAUGUGAACUUGAUGCAACAAGAUCUUGUUAUGAUCAAGGAUCUCUUUAUAGCUGAAGGCCAAGGCUUACCAUUGGAUUUGGUUGAAAAGGAGGCUAGACUAACUCAUCAAAUUUUAGACUUAUUUGUGCUAAAGGCUGAUACAAUCAUUGACAUGCUAAUAAAUGCAAGUGACCAUUUGCCUCACCAUCUUGAAUUUACAACUACUCGAAGAAGACAUGUACAUGAUGCUCAUACUCUUCUUCGAGUUCUAUGCCAUAAGAAGGAUAAAACUGCCUCUACAUUUUUGAAAAUUCAAUACCAUCUUCCAAGGUCUUCAGAUUAUGAUGAUGUUCCUACAAAGGAUGUGCCAUCUAAAGUACCUAUGUUUUCUGACAUGCUGAAAAGAACUACUUCCUUCAAUUGGUCAGAAACAGGGCAGCAGAGUUUCAGGGUUAUGAAGAAGAAAUUGCAAGAAGCAACCUGGCAGUAAAGUGCGCCUUGGUGAUAAUCGGCUUGGUUUGCCAUAACUUUUCUAUAUACACACAACAGGCUGGUUCUUCUCAGAAGGUUGGUGUUGAGAGCAAACAUUCCUCCUGAUGCCUCUUUAAGGGCUCACAGCCUUCAGAAAUCGUCUGGCCCUGAUAGAAAAGAAGUAAACUAAUACGUUAACUCAGCGGCAAAAGAGAGGAGUGCACAAGGAAGUUCUAAUUGCGUUCUAAUUGCCCAUUUGAAGUAUUGGCAGUGGCACUUGGCAAAACUGGACUAUCCACCACGUUUGAAGAGCUCAAGAUACUCCCUGUCAAGGAAACGAAGCACCAAAAUGCUUUCUGGUGUCACCGAUGCAAGUACAAGAGCGGUGUCGUGCUUCAAGGCAACAACACUGCCAGAUCGUCCGAGAGAAUCUGCAGGUGAACUCUCUGGUCUAGAGCGGCAGCAGGAUCUGGGCAUUUGAUUGUUUCCUCAACUGCGGCGCAUUACGAGAAGCUACAGCAAGAAUCGUUCGCGGGAAAGAUGCUAGGAACCAGUAACCUGCUAUUGGAGUUUUUUGACGGAUUGUAUCUGACAUUAUGAAUGCUCAAGCUGCAUCCUCAGAAAUUAGAUGCGUGUUUUCUGCACCCCAGGUCCCCAGCAACUUCAUCAGCUCGGAAUUGCAACCACAGGAUAUUGUAGCCACCUCUCGGGACGCUUUAGUGGGGCCUGAAUCAGUGGUACUUCCUCAUCCCAAAAUAACUUAAUUUUUCACCCUAAUAUUAUCAAUGCAAAAAAAAUUAAAUACUAUAUUACCUCCUCCCUUAGCAAAUACCAAUACAAUUGGCAUCCAUCUUGUUUCAAUACAUGUUGCUCUUAUUUUUACAAAUUCUAGUGCUACAAUUACUCUAACCCUCGGACAAUAUCCUCCAUCUG